Messenger RNA from Williopsis jadinii, 897 nucleotides. It is a transcript of the gene CCC1, whose product is annotated as Ccc1p. The record is from RefSeq and is a predicted model, not a curated record. NCBI's taxonomy places the organism in Eukaryota, Fungi, Ascomycota, Saccharomycetes, Phaffomycetales, Wickerhamomycetaceae. Gene Ontology annotation, cellular component: fungal-type vacuole membrane. Gene Ontology annotation, molecular function: manganese ion transmembrane transporter activity; iron ion transmembrane transporter activity. The transcript has a single exon. Gene Ontology annotation, biological process: intracellular manganese ion homeostasis. Bases 1 to 897 code for a protein of 298 amino acids.
AUGUCCCUCGUUGCCAUUAAGAACGGUGUUGCCACCUUGUUCAACGGCAAGGCACAACAGAAGAAGCCUUUGAUUGACGCCAACUCGCCAACAAGUUACCAGUCUCUGGAUGCCGGAGUGGACUCGGUGCGUGGCAGAGAUGAAGAGUCAGAGAUUGGGUCCAAAUACGACAAUGGCGACGAUGACGAUGGAAACGAAGGGCUGCUGGGCAGAGUUGACCCAAGAGUGAUGUCCGAUAUCGUGAUUGGGUUGUCUGAUGGGUUGACAGUGCCGUUUGCACUUACAGCAGGUUUAUCAUCUCUUGGUGAUUCCAAGCUGGUGAUCACGGGUGGAUUUGCAGAGUUGAUCUCUGGAGCCAUAUCCAUGGGCCUUGGUGGGUUCUUAGCGGCAAAGUCCGAAUCGGAUUACUACCAUUCUGAGGUGAAGACCGAGAAGCAGAAGUUUUAUGAAGAUAUGACUGAAGUCAAUCACGAGUUGGAAGACCUACUUUUGGACAUCAACCCUGAUUUCUCCGAUGAGACGAUCAUCUCGUUUAUAAGAGACAUGAAGAAGAACCCACAAUUGGUUGUUGAUUUCCUCAUAAGAUUCGGGAAAGGCUUAGAAGCACCUGCAGAGAAUAGAGAGGUGAUUUCAGCUUUGACCAUUGGUUCGUCGUACUUUUUAGGAGGAUUUGUUCCUUUGAUUCCAUACUUUUUUGUGAAGCACGUUGACACCGGACUCAUCUUCUCAAUGCUCUUGAUGACAUUUACGCUGUUUUGGUUUGGAUUUGUAAAGGCACAAAUUUCAUUAGGUGAGCAGUGCUCUGGAAUUAAAAAGGUUCAUGAAGGUAUCCAGAUGGUUCUUGUUGGUGGUAUUGCAGCUGGUUCGGCUUGGCUAUUGGUUAGACUAAUUGAUUGA